Daldinia loculata is the source of this 599-nucleotide messenger RNA. RefSeq lists its product as uncharacterized. The record is from RefSeq and is a predicted model, not a curated record. The transcript has a single exon. NCBI's taxonomy places the organism in Eukaryota, Fungi, Ascomycota, Sordariomycetes, Xylariales, Hypoxylaceae. The coding region runs from base 142 to 450 and encodes 102 amino acids.
UAUUAUAAAUAAAAGUCAAUACUACAGUCUACCAUCACACCCCGUAUAUCUCGUACCCCCUAGGCCGCGUCUUCCGUCCUUGGCCUUGGAUUCCUCUCUACCAAUGCUGAUGCGGCAGCUGAUAUUACAAACGUGUUAUAAAUGAAAAGCACUACCGGUCCUCGCUCUCGAUAUUAUUACCUACUAAAUCCUUCCAGGCUGCCGGGUACUUGUUCCCACUCCGUCGCUUAUUACCUCGACGCCCUUUCUCGAACGCGAGGGUUGCGGGUUGAGGUGCAUUACAGCUUGCAUACCGUUGCACUGGAUAAAUUCGCGGAUAAAGUCGACGUAGUUCUUCCUCGUUCUGGCUCGCGACUCAACCCCCAUACCACCCGCUCACGCGCCUUUCCUAUCGAUUCUCAGACCUGCCUUCCCCCGGCGUCCUGGCCGCGGCAUCGUCGGUUUAUUUAAAAUUAGAUUCUCGGCACCAGUUCAGCUUACAAUACUAUAUCUCAUGACCCGCGUGAGAUAGAUUGAGGGUUCGGUACCCCAGGUGCUUGGUCAUCUCUUCCAGAUAGAUUAGUAGAUAUUAUAUUAACUAUGGGGAAGCAUAUCCGCUA